UCCAAGGCAGAAGCCCGCAUGGGCACAAAGCCGUCAGAGCAGGUCCCAGGACUCUUCAGAAACAGAGGCCCCGAGGGGCCCACCUGCUCAGGCUAGGUGUGGUGUCCUGUGUCUUGGCCUUGCUCUCCUUGCCCGUCUACAGCCUGAGCUUCUGGGAGCCCGCGAGGGAGCAGCUAAAGACUGAGGGUCUGGUCUGUAAGUGGCUCUAGGAUGCGGGCUCCGGGUGCAGGUUCGGCUUCCGUGGCCUCGCUGGUGCUGCUAUGGUUGCUCGGGCUGCCGUGGACCUGGAGCACAGCGGCGGCGCUCGGCGUGUACGUUGGCGGCGGCGGCUGGCGUUUCCUGCGCAUCGUCUGCAAAACCGCGAGGCGGGACCUCUUUGGCCUCUCCGUGCUGAUCCGUGUGCGCCUGGAGCUGCGGCGACACCAGCGUGCCCACCACACCAUCCCGCAAAUCUUCCAGGCGGUGGCCCGGCAGCAGCCCGAGCGCCUGGCGCUGGUGGAUGCGGGCAGCGGUACGUGCUGGACAUUUGCACAGCUGGAUACCUACUCUAACGCUGUGGCCAACCUCUUCUGCCAGCUGGGCUUCACACCAGGUGACGUGGUGGCUCUCUUCCUGGAGGGCCGGCCAGAGUUCGUGGGGCUGUGGCUGGGCCUGGCCAAGGCGGGUGUGGAGGCCGCGCUGCUCAAUGUUAACCUGCGGCGGGAGCCCCUGGCCUUCUGUCUGGGCACCUCAGGCGCCAAGGCCCUGGUCUUCGGAGUGGAGCUGGCAGCAGCGGUGGCCGAGGUGAGCGGACAGCUGGGCAAGAGUCUGGUCAAAUUCUGUUCUGGAGACUUGGGGCCUGAGGGCAUGUUGCCGGACACCCAGCUUCUGGACCCACUGUUGAAAGAGGCCUCCACAGGCCCCCUGGCACAGCCCCCUGGCAAGGGCAUGGAUGAUCGACUCUUCUACAUCUACACGUCGGGGACCACGGGGCUGCCCAAGGCUGCCAUCGUUGUGCACAGCAGGUACUACCGCAUCGCGGCAUUUGGCCACCACGCCUACAGCAUGCAGGCGUCAGACGUCCUCUACGACUGUCUGCCCCUGUACCACUCGGCAGGGAACAUAAUGGGCGUGGGUCAGUGUCUCAUCUAUGGGCUAACUGUGGUCCUCCGCAAGAAGUUUUCAGCCAGCCGCUUCUGGGAUGACUGCGUCAAGUACAACUGCACGGUGGUCCAGUACAUUGGGGAGAUCUGCCGCUACCUGCUGAAGCAGCCAGUGCGUGAGGCAGAAGGGCGGCACCAUGUGCGUCUGGCGGUGGGCAACGGACUGCGGCCAGCCAUCUGGGAGGAGUUUACGGAGCGCUUCGGCGUGCGCCAGAUUGGCGAGUUCUAUGGGGCCACGGAAUGUAACUGCAGCAUCGCCAAUGUGGACGGGAAGGUUGGCUCCUGUGGCUUCAACAGCCGCAUCCUGCCCCAUGUGUACCCCAUCCGGCUGGUGAAGGUCAAUGAGGACACCAUGGAACUACUGCGGGAUGCCCAGGGUCUCUGCAUCCCAUGCCAGACCGGGGAGCCCGGCCUCCUUGUGGGCCAGAUCAACCAGCAGGACCCGCUGCGUCGCUUUGAUGGCUACAUCAGCGAGAGCGCCACCAACAAGAAGAUCGCCCACAGCGUUUUCCACAAGGGUGACAGUGCCUACCUCUCAGGUGACGUGUUGGUGAUGGAUGAACUGGGCUACAUGUACUUCCGGGACCGCAGCGGGGACACCUUCCGCUGGCGUGGGGAGAAUGUCUCUACCACUGAGGUGGAAGGCGUGCUGAGUCGUCUGCUGGGCCAGACAGAUGUGGCCGUGUAUGGGGUGGCUGUGCCAGGAGUAGAGGGCAAAGCAGGCAUGGCGGCCAUCGCAGAUCCCCACGGCCAGCUGUGCCCCAAUGCGCUGUACCAGGAGCUGCAGAAAGUGCUGGCCCCCUACGCCAGGCCGAUCUUCCUGCGCCUCCUGCCCCAGGUGGACACCACAGGCACCUUCAAGAUUCAGAAGACGCGGCUGCAGCGAGAGGGCUUCGACCCACGCCAGACCUCAGACCGGCUCUUCUUCCUGGACCUAAAGCAGGGUCACUACCUGCCUCUGGAUCAGGGUGUCUACACCCGCAUCUGCUCAGGCGCCUUCGCCCUCUGACGUUCCUCCUCUGCCCGCCAGAGACUCCAUGCCAGGCCCAGCAAGGGAGGCUGGCUUGAGCCAGACAGCCCUGCCCUGUCCUGGGGCAGAGAAUCUAGAUCCAAGGAGGAACUUGUGUCCCCCGCCUUCACCCUCCUCUCCCCUUCCCGGGGCCCCACCUGCCUUUCAUCAGGCUCCUGUGUCUGUGUGUGUAUCUCUUCUCCCUGCUUCCUGGCUUCCCCGCUGUCCCUGACUAUCCUCCCCUUUCUCCUCCAUUUCUCCUCCUCUCUUCUCCCCUGCCCUUUCCUGCCAAAAGCAGAACAGACAUUUCCUAUGCAGUGGGGCCUCUCCACCUUGUCUCAGCUGUGCCUUAAUGAGCCCCACCCAGUCUAGGCCUCCCUAGGCAGCUGGAUUCCAGGACGUUGUAGCCCUGUGUGAACUCCAGACAGGCCCUGCACCUCCUUGCUGAACUAAGGAGCUGGGAGGCGGUCUGUCUGGCCAACCCGGCGGUAGGGGGCCCUCAGCAAGGGACCUCUAGGUCAGCAGGAAAUCUCCCCCCAGGCCGGGCCAAUUGCCUUUUGCACUGCCUGUCCCUGGUGGGUCUCCCUUGCCUUGCCUGCCUUGCCUGAUGCCCCAGAAACUUCCAGAACUGACUUCCAGAACAGAAACUCCUACCCAGAUAUCCCUAUUCAGGCUAUCUCCAUAGAGCUCCUGCCGGAGGGGCCCUGAAGAUGGCUCUGGGUGGUUGCUUGGCCCACUGCUCAGAUGCUCACCCCGGCGGAGGCCUCUUGGGGCACUGCUGGGUGUGGCUGCUGCUGGGAGUGGCAUCAGCAGGGUUGGGGGAUGUCUCCAGUCAGGGGUGGCAUCUGAGAUAGCCUCUUGGGCCUGAGGAGUUCCAGCCUGUUGAAUGUCUGCUGGUCUUGCUAGUGACAGCUUGGACCCUGUGUUGGUGACAUCCUGAGACAAUGCUGCGAGGACAACUCAAACAUCGCCAUUGGCUUUGGUGGUGUCUCUUCCCAGACACCCACUGUUGAUGCCAGCAACCCAGACUGUCCCUCUGUCUCUCCCUCUAGCAGCACCGUCCGGCCCUUAGAACAGCAAGGCCAGUAGCAAGUGACCCCGUGCUGUUUCACAUGGGCCUUUCCAAGCACCAAGGUAUUGUUUCCUAGUUAAGUUUAAGAAAUAAACCUUCAGAGUAUCUGGUGCCUGGUGGGGGCUCAGUCACACACCAUUUGUCCCCAUGUGGCAUAGAGCCCUUUCUGGGCUUUAGAAGGCAGAACCCUCACCGGGGAACACACAGUGGCCAGACAUGAGCAAAACACGCUUGUCCUUUUUUUUAUAUUUUAGUUUUUAAAAUAGUUUCUGUGGCCUGUUCUCCCACCAGCGAGGCCCUGUGGGUCUGGGGACAGGGGGCACAUGGUUGGUGUUUCACCACCUCCCUGCAGUCUCUGGGGCCUCACAUUGCCCUGUGCUAGCCUCAGUGGUCCCAGGAGACUGCCGGCCGAUCUGCCUGUGGGUUCGGUCAGGUGCACAGGGUGGCCCAGGACAGAGGGUGUGUCCUGGUAUAUCUGGCUGCCCCAGGAAGGGUGCCGCUCAGUGUGCAGGGCCAGCAGGUUUGGCCAUAGCUCUGGGUGAGAGCCCACUGGGCCUGCGAGUAUCGCCAUCUUAGCUGGAUUUUAAACCUGGGACGUUGAGCUCCAGAGUGUAUACUCUCAGCCCUCAAAUUCUGCUGUCCCCCCUCCAGAAUUACAAUGUCUUUCUCAUCUUGUCUCCACUUCAGAGACUGAGGAAGAAAGUCUUAAGAUGAUGGAGUAUUUGCUGGGUGGGGGUACCCAGGGGGCAACCUUUGGCCAGCUCAAAGAUGGAUCACUGAUGGAUGGGGCUGGUCCUUGAAUGUCCACAGUGCAAGAGAGGGAUGCAAGGUAUAGCCUUUGAGAAGCCCAGUGAGGAUGAGAGAAGGAUCUGUUGCCACUGGGAAUGGAGCAUCAGUGGUGUGUUGAUAAGCAAGUGCAUUCUGGGUAACAUCCCUUUAGAUACCCCAACCACCUCCAAAGGUGUCAUUAUGGUCCCUGUUGUCCAGAUGAAGAAACUGAGGCUUAAGGAAGGGAAUGAAGUCUUUGUCAGGGGCUCUUGAUGAGAAAGUGGUCCAGUGGGGACCUUUCUCAUUGCAAAGCCUGCAACUCUAGCUGCAGCGUAAGAAGUUCCCUCCAAAUUGGCAAGAAAAUCAUCCUGAUGACUCUUAGGAUCAGGCUCUGUUUUGCUUUUUAAAAUGAAUUAACAUUUUAUUAGGGCUAGUUUUAGGUUUACAGACAAGUAAGCAGAAAGUACAGAGAUUUUCCAUAUACCCUUGCACCCCUGCACCACUAUUUCCCCUAUAAUUAACAUCUGGCAUUAGUGUGUGACUUUUUUUAUACUUGAGCUAAUUUUGAAACAUUAUUAACACAAGCCCACAGUUUACAUUAGGAUUCACUCUGUGUUGUACAUUCUGUGGGUUUCAACAAAUGCGUAAGACAUACAUCCACUGUUAACAGUGUCACAAAGAAUCAGAUGGGCUGCUUUCACUGAGCAAGAUGCAUUUGAGGGUCCUCUGUGCUGUCUUGUGACUUGAGAGCUCUGUAUUUUUUAUGCCUAAUAAAAAGCUCUGUGACUUGCCCCAGGGACCCUCGGUAAAUCAGGAAGAAAGCUGGGAUCGGAAGGUCCUCUGCCCCAAACCUUUCCGUUUUGGAGGGACCCUGGAAGGAUACACACAGAGGUGACGUCUGUACUUGUGAUGGGGGAAGAGAAACCCCAGCUUGGUGUCAACAAGUGUGCUGUGAGAGGCAGGGGCUGAGCGGUUUGUGAUGGACGACGCAGGAGAAACGGCUGCCCAGGAGGGCAUAUGGAGGAGGGAGAGGUGGAGCUACAAGAGCUUCCCACGAACAGGUGGCUGCAGGCUGGGUCCCUGCCCCACACCUUUCAAGGGUCUCCAUCACUCUGGGGAAGUGUCCAGGCUCUUUGGCUAGCACUGCCAUCCUGCAGGCUCUUUUCCUUGCACCAUGGAUGGUCGUUUCCAAUCUGUCUGGCUUCCAUGCUUUGCUCCUGCUGUCUCUUGUGCUCGAACCACGGUUCUGCCUUCCUGUGCCUGGCCAACUCCAACUGAUUUAUUGCUUGAUUGAGCUAUUAUUCAUAUAUCAUAAAAUUCACCCUUUAAAGUUGUGCAAUUCAGCGACUUUCAUUAUACCCACAAGGUUGUGCAACCAUCCCAUCUGUCUAGUUCAGAACAGAAACCUCAUGUUCAUUAGAAAUCACUCCCCAUGCCCUGCUCCCUAGUCUCUAGCAACUACCUUCUGUCUCUACAGAUGUACCUGUUGUAGACAUUUGCUAGAAGUGGAAUCAUAAUACGUGACCUUUGGGUGUCUGGUUUCUUUCACUCACAUGUUUUUAAGAUUCAUCCAGGUUGUAGUUCAUUCCUUUUUAUGGCCAAAUAGUAUUCCAUUGUAUGGAUAGACUACAUUUUGUUUAACCAUUCACCAGUUGAUGGGCAUUGAGUUACUUCCAAUUUUGGAAUGAGUAAUGCUGCUGUGAACAUUCAUGUAAUUAGGUUUAUUUACUUAUUUUUAAUGGAGGUACUGGGGAUUGAACCCAGGACCUUGUGCAUGCUAAGCACUCACACUACACUGAGCUAUACCCCACUCCCCUAAACAUUUAUGUAAAAGGUUUUGUGUAUGUCCAUCCUUAAUUCUCUUAGGCAUAAUCUUAGGUGUGGAAAUGCUAGGUCACACAGUAGCUCUAUGUUUAAUCUUUUGAGGAACUACCAGACUGUUUUCCAAAGUGAUUGCACCAUUUUAUAUUCACACCAGCAGUAGUAUGUAAGUUCCAAUUUCCCACAUCCUCGUCAGCACCUCUUAUUUUCUUUUUAAUUAUAGUCAUUUUAGUGGGUGUAAAGUGUUACUUCAUUGUAGGUUUUUUUUUAACUUAAAAAAUUCAUUUUAUAUGUUUA
Messenger RNA from Vicugna pacos (alpaca), 6109 nucleotides. The record is from RefSeq and is a predicted model, not a curated record. Lineage: Eukaryota; Metazoa; Chordata; Mammalia; Artiodactyla; Camelidae.